Molecule: messenger RNA, 978 nt
Organism: Adineta ricciae
Lineage: Eukaryota; Metazoa; Rotifera; Eurotatoria; Adinetida; Adinetidae
Source: the annotation of a GenBank genome assembly
AUGAAAUUCAUCGGAAUGAUGAAAAGUCUUUCACGAAAUAUAAAAUAUCGUCGUGAUAAAAAAGACGAAGAAGAUUCUGUCAAUCUUGUUGAUUCAUCCGAUGAUAACCCCAGAGAAUCUGCCAUGAUCAUCUCGCGAUUAACUCGACGAAUACCUUACUUAAUGAUCAUUCGUUACAUGAUCUUAAUUCCAUUAGUUAUGUAUUUCUUGAUCAUUUUGACUCCAGUUAAAACUCUUCAAGCAUUUAUUCCAACGGAAAUUCAAACAAGCAAAAACUUUCUUGUUGUUGUGGCUCAUCCUGAUGAUGAAUGUUUAUUUUUCAGUCCAACUAUUGUUGGAUUGGUAGCACGUGGAAAGAUUGGACAUAUUCUUGUUUUUUCGAAAGGAAAUAGUCUUGGAUUAGGACCGAUUCGAGAGAAAGAAUUAAAUGGAAGUUGUCAAAAAUUGAAUGUUGAUCUUUCACGAUGUUUCUCAUUGAAUUUAACUGAUUUACAAGAUGAUCCUCAUCGUUGGUGGCCGAAAGGAAACAUAUCUGAAAUCGUCGAACAAUUUGUUAAACGUUUCGAUAUUGAUCUAUUAAUUACAUUCGAUCGCGGUGGAAUAUCCGGACAUAUUAAUCAUAAAUCUGUUGCUCUUGGUAUUGAAUAUUAUCUUGAAAACUUUGAUCGAACACCAUUGGCUUAUCGUUUAUCAACUGUUGCAUCACUAUUUGAAUAUUCAUCUAUAAUAGAUCUACUUCGAACAUUAAUUAAAUUUCUACCGCGUUUAUUACGAAGCGUAUUUUCCACACUUUUACCAUUUUUAUUUUCUCCACCGAAUGACCAACGUGCACUAUUUGUAAGCUCACCGUUUGGAUAUUAUCAAGGUUUACAAGCAUUUCAUCAACAUCGAUCACAAAUGCUUUGGUAUCGACAUAUCUAUACAACAUUAAGUCGACAUAUGUUUAUUAAUGAUCUAACUAAAGUUCCAAGAAAAUGA